CGGGCGGGCGAGGGAGCGAGAGAGCGAGCGGCGUCUCCACCAGCGUCUGCCGCGGCCGCGCUCGCCCGGAGCCCGGACGGACCGACGGGCCGACCGCCUGGCGCACGGACGCGGGCGCUCGCUUCGUGCUCGGGGCCGGCUCCGGCAAGGCUCGGGCUCGCAGUGCGCGGCUUCCCGCCCGCUCGCGGCCACCCGGCUCCGGCGGCCUCGGCGCGCGAGGGGCUGGAGGCUCGGGAGCCGCUCUCCACCGGUCGGUCCCCGCGCGGCGUCCCCGCGCCCCCGCGUCCCCGCGCCGCUCUGGGCUGCUCCGAGCCCCGGUGCUUCGGGGCUCCGAACUCGGGCUGCCGGGGCAAGUGCCUUCAUGAACCCAGAGGAUGUCCGGGAAGCACUACAAGGGUCCUGAAGUCAGUUGUUGCAUCAAAUACUUCAUCUUCGGCUUCAAUGUCAUAUUUUGGUUUUUGGGAAUAACAUUUCUUGGAAUUGGACUGUGGGCAUGGAAUGAAAAAGGAGUUCUGUCCAACAUUUCUUCCAUCACCGAUCUCGGCGGCUUCGACCCAGUGUGGCUCUUCCUCGUGGUGGGAGGAGUGAUGUUCAUUCUGGGAUUUGCAGGGUGCAUCGGAGCACUCCGGGAAAACACUUUCCUCCUCAAGUUUUUUUCUGUGUUCCUGGGGAUUAUUUUCUUCCUGGAGCUCACUGCUGGAGUUCUGGCGUUUGUUUUCAAAGACUGGAUCAAAGACCAGCUGUAUUUCUUUAUAAACAACAACAUCAGAGCAUACAGGGAUGACAUUGAUUUGCAAAACCUCAUAGACUUCACCCAGGAAUAUUGGCAGUGCUGUGGGGCUUUUGGAGCUGAUGAUUGGAACCUAAAUAUUUACUUCAAUUGCACAGAUUCCAAUGCCAGCCGAGAGCGGUGCGGCGUGCCCUUCUCCUGCUGCACUAAAGACCCCGCGGAAGAUGUCAUCAACACACAGUGUGGCUACGAUGCCAGGCAGAAACCAGAAGUUGACCAGCAGAUUGUGAUCUACACGAAAGGCUGCGUGCCCCAGUUUGAGAAGUGGCUGCAGGACAAUUUGACCAUCGUGGCUGGUAUUUUCAUAGGCAUUGCGUUGCUGCAGAUUUUUGGGAUAUGCCUGGCCCAGAAUUUGGUCAGUGACAUUGAAGCUGUCAGGGCUAGCUGGUAGAGGCUCUGUCACAGCUGCUGCAAGACACUGGACACACCCAGCCUUCGUGACCCUCCCGGGUGCCCAGCUGACAGCUGAGCUGCACAGACCCCAUCACCGAGGCGUCCUGCGAUCUCACCUAACGGAGCCACCAAGAACUUGGUUUUUGGGGGGGUAAAACUGGGAAAUGCUGCUCACGGACAGAAUUUUUUAAAAAAAUAACCCAUAUGAAAGUCAUUGCGCCAUGAAUCUCUACUGUAGCCAGGAAUUCACGGAUGGUUGGAUGCUUACCAAAAACGAAACAGAGGGAGGGCGAGGGACUCAGAUGUACUUGAAUUUGUGGGAAAUACAGUCCUGUCCUCUACUGCAGUAAGUGAAUGGCCGGAAGAGGCAGUCUCGCUCCUGGUCACACCUCGGAGGGACUGUCUCUGGUCCACGGCUGGAAGAAGUGCGUCUCUCCUAAGACUUGGCCCCUCACCCCGGGGGCAGUGGUGUGCUGGCUUCCCUCCGUGGACGUUUCAAGAAACUCUUGCCACUGUCAUUUGAAGAGGAAAACAGCUUGUCUUUGGGUUUGGAUUUUGUGAUUGUAUUUAACAGGCGACUCGGGUGGGCAACUUGGUCUGUCCUGGAGCUUCCCUUGGGAGGGAAGUUGUGUGUUCCACGUGCACUGAGCAGGGGCAUCGGAAGACUUCGUGAUGCCGUAUUCUAGCAGGACUGAUCUUUUUUCUAAGUAGGCCUGAGCUUUAUUUAUCAAUGGAAUCCAAGGAGAAAAUGAGGUUAAUGAAGAGGUCUUAGUUAAAUACUCCCUUAUCCCCACGCCACCAAAUCUGCUGUUGGAUUUUUGGAAACUCUGGAAUAUUUUGUUUUGCUUGUUUUUUUUUUUUCCCCUUCCAAAGGCAAAAACUAUGAUACAGUUCCUCUUAAAUUUUAAAGCAUUUUCUUACUCAGCUCGAAUAUUAAUUUUUGGUGUAACUGUAACCUGCAUGACCUGUGAAUCUCAAUCCAUCGUCUCCCCUCCCUGCCAUCUUUCCAGCAAACGUUCAGACGUGUUACAUGGUCAGCAUUUGUUUCCUAGGUUCGUGGUGGGUUGUGGCGUGUCCUCCCUGCCUGGCUGGGGAGAGACCAGCUGUGCCGUGGCAAGUGGUGCCACCGACUCAAGUCUCUUCCAGUGUCCGUCCUAGUGGCCUCUUUUGCACCUGCCCCCUUCGUUGUCUUGGAAUGGGAUUAAACCUGAUUCCAGACAACCCUGACACGAUCACAGAGCUUCUAAUGGAUUUUUCUUCUUCUUCUCCUUCCAGUUUUAGUUUGCUUUUGUUAAAAGAGAAAACCGUGCAUGGCCAGUGCUCCUGUUCUCUUACUGCAGACCAACCAUCAGGAUGGCAUCAAAGCACAAAUACUUUUCGGAGGGGAGAGCAUUGGCCCGGGCAGGUGUUCUGUGACACAAGGUGGGAAACCACUUCCAGGUGCUGCCGUCUCUGCCCCCACCUGAGGUGGGAAGGACGAGUUUUGUCCCCCAGCUUUUAAUCCAACUUGUGUCCACCGGAUGUUGCUCUCCCGGGGAGCGGACAGCAGCCUGUGGGACGCGGGGGAAGCCACAGCCGUGUUUUACAGCAGUGACACAUUUGCCAGCACAUAACUGGGCAGCCAGCGAGCAUAUUUGGUGGAAAUUUCGCAAGGUUUUCCAUUUCAGCCCCGUGUCGCACCAUGGUGGCUGAUGAGUGUGUCCAUCUGCUUAGAGAAAGGACAGAAAUCGUUUUCAAGCCUUGUCUCCGCAGUCGGGUGUGUGUGCGACGCUGCAUGUGUGUGUCCGUGUCUCUGUGCACGUAGCAGUGCUCAUUCCACACUGAUCUCAUGUCAUCCCCUCCCCCGCCAUAGCUGUCACCGUGUCAUGUCACGCCAACGUGGAGAAGACUCGAGCUCUCCCACGUGGCACGUGUGUCCUUUCUGUUUGUCACCUCGUUCUCCAGCCAACUCCAUCUGACCAGCUGAUUCAGAAUCAGGCGAGAUCCCGCCCCUUGGCACGUCUAGCGACAGGCCAAACAGCAAGUGCAAGUGAGUUUUAAACUUCAGUGAAUCACCCUUUAUUUUCUACACUCGAGAGUGGUUGUGAUAAAGGCUGUCAUUAAUAAAUUCGGUUCUGCCUUC
Messenger RNA from Lemur catta (Ring-tailed lemur), 3305 nucleotides. RefSeq names its product tetraspanin 5 (gene TSPAN5). The transcript is spliced from 8 exons. NCBI's taxonomy places the organism in Eukaryota, Metazoa, Chordata, Mammalia, Primates, Lemuridae. Gene Ontology annotation, biological process: regulation of vascular endothelial growth factor signaling pathway; protein maturation; protein localization to plasma membrane. The record is from RefSeq and is a predicted model, not a curated record. The coding region runs from base 375 to 1181 and encodes 268 amino acids. Gene Ontology annotation, cellular component: membrane.